Molecule: messenger RNA, 5094 nt
Organism: Pantherophis guttatus
Lineage: Eukaryota; Metazoa; Chordata; Lepidosauria; Squamata; Colubridae
Gene: PRKCG
Product: protein kinase C gamma
Biological process (GO): protein phosphorylation
Molecular function (GO): zinc ion binding; ATP binding; diacylglycerol-dependent serine/threonine kinase activity
Source: RefSeq, a predicted model, not a curated record
GCCUCCCCCUCCAAACCUCGCUGAGGAAGAGAGGCAGCUCAGCCACAACCUGUUUCUCUCUCGGCUCCGAGCCUGUGCCUGCUGCUCCGCAUCUUCCUCCGUUUUCUCCUAUCCCUUCUUCUCUUUUUCUUUCCUACCUUUCCUUUUGCUCCACUCCCCACUUCCUUGCCCUUCUACCCAAUUGCUCUCUUCAUCUGCCAUCCCUUCCUCUGCAUCUCUGAAUUUUUCCCUCCAUCCGUCCAUCCUUUCUGUUAUCCUCUUCUUUGCAAACUCUCUCUCUCUGCCAAGCAUUCAUUCAUCCUCUGUCAGUCCUCUUUUCCUGCCCUUCCUCGACCCACAUCCCCCGCUCCCCUCCUUUGGGUGGUGGGUCCCUCCCUUCUCCCCUCUUCCCCUGCCGUCUGUUUCUCCAGCACCCCUUCGCCUUUGUGGGUCAGGGCACUGGAGCUUCCCCCAGGGGGCAGCAUGGCGCUCCUGAGCUCCCCCACCGAGACCGAGUGCUUAACCAAGCCGCUUUUCUGCCGCAAGGGGGCGCUCCGCCAGAAGGUCAUCCACGAGGUGAAGAGCCACAAGUUUACCGCCCGCUUCUUCAAACAGCCCACCUUCUGCAGCCAUUGCACAGACUUCAUCUGGGGAAUUGGAAAGCAGGGACUUCAGUGCUUAGUAUGCAGCUUUGUUGUACAUAGAAGAUGCCAUGAAUUUGUCACUUUUGAGUGUCCAGGAGCUGGAAAAGGGCCCCAGACGGAUGAUCCCCGGAAUAAGCAUAAAUUCAAAACCCAUAGCUACAGCAGUCCCACUUUCUGUGAUCAUUGUGGCUCACUCCUGUACGGACUAGUUCACCAGGGGAUGAAAUGCACCUGCUGUGAGAUGAAUGUACACAAACGUUGUGUCCAUUGUGUUCCCAGUUUGUGUGGUGUUGACCAUACAGAACGCCGUGGACGCCUCCAACUUCAAAUUGAGACAUUUGGGAGUGAUGAGAUCCGGGUGACUGUUGGAGAAGCACUGAACUUGAUCCCGAUGGAUCCAAAUGGUCUCUCUGAUCCUUAUGUGAAACUCAAGCUGAUUCCUGACCCAAAGAAUCUCACAAAGCAAAAGACCAGAACCGUCAGGUCCACCCUUAAUCCUAUCUGGAAUGAAACCUUUGUUUUCACCCUGCAGCCAGGUGACAUGGACCGGCGCCUCUCCAUCGAGGUUUGGGACUGGGACCGGACAACCCGCAAUGACUUCAUGGGCGCCAUGUCCUUUGGAGUCUCUGAGCUGUUCAAGGGCCCUGUGGAAGGCUGGUACAAAUUGCUCAAUCAGGAGGAGGGCGAAUAUUAUAGUGUCCCUGUGGCGGAUGCAGAAAACUGUGGGCUGCUGCAGAAAUUUGAGGCUUGCAACUUCCCUCUGGAACUCUAUGAGAAAGUUCGCCAUGGUCCUAUCCCAUCUCCAUCUCCGAGCCCCACAGACUCUAAGCGUGGCGGAUUCUUUGGCAUCAACCGCUUCCAUAUCUCGGAUUUCAACUUUCUCAUGGUUCUGGGCAAAGGAAGUUUUGGCAAGGUGAUGCUGGCCGAACGACGGGGGACAGAUGAGCUCUAUGCCAUCAAGAUCCUAAAGAAAGAUGUGAUAAUCCAAGAUGAUGAUGUAGAAUGUACUAUGGUGGAAAAGCGGGUCUUGGCUAUGGGGGAACGUCCACAUUUCCUAACUCAGCUGCACUCUACCUUUCAAACGGCGGACCGGCUGUAUUUUGUUAUGGAGUAUGUCAAUGGAGGAGACCUAAUGUAUCACAUCCAGCAGGUUGGGAAAUUCAAGGAACCCCAUGCUAUGUUUUAUGCAGCUGAAAUUGCGAUUGGCCUGUUCUUUUUGCAUAACAAGGGAAUUAUUUACAGGGAUUUGAAACUGGACAACGUCAUGUUGGAUGCUGAUGGCCACAUUAAGAUCACAGAUUUUGGGAUGUGUAAAGAAAACAUUUUCCCUGGCAUCACCACCCGGACUUUUUGCGGAACACCUGACUAUAUUGCUCCAGAGAUUAUAGCCUACCAGCCCUAUGGGAAGUCGGUGGACUGGUGGUCAUUUGGUGUUCUUCUAUAUGAAAUGUUAGCCGGACAGCCACCAUUUGAUGGAGAGGAUGAGGAUGAGCUCUUUCAGUCGAUUAUGGAACACACAGUAUCCUAUCCUAAAUCUCUUUCACGAGAGGCUGUUUCCAUCUGCAAAGGAUUCUUGACCAAACAUCCCCUGAAGCGCCUGGGGUCGGGACCAGAAGGGGAACGGGAUAUUCGGGAGCAUGGAUUUUUCCGCUGGAUGGACUGGGAGAAAAUGGAACAGCUGGAAAUUGCUCCACCUUUCAUACCUAGGCCCUGUGGUCGGAGUGGCGAAAACUUUGACAAGUUCUUUACACGGGCACCACCAGCGCUGACACCCCCAGACCAGCUGGUUCUGGCAAGCCUCGAUCAGAGUGAAUUCCAAGGAUUUACCUACAUCAACCCUGACUUCGUGCAUCCAUCAACAUUGCGGCAGGGAAGCCUCUCACCAACCGCCAUGCCUCUUUCACCAACUGGCAUGCCUCUCUCCCCAGCAGGAAUAAUCCCUUCUCCUACCUCUUUAGUGUGAGAAUGAUCCGUAAUCACCCAACAUCCCCAUUUUAAACCUUGGCUGUUGGACUCUGUUCCUAAGAGCAGGAGUCCAAGUUGAAACCCAAUCCUAACUAUGAUCCCCAGAAAUAUUUUGUUAAUUGCAUUCUCUGGUGUGUUGUUUGCCUCCUUCCUUCCUUCCUUUCUUUCCUUAGGUGCAAUCAAACUGGUGAGGUUAAGAAUGAGAAAGCGCAUGCAUGCACACGCACGCGCGCGCGCGCACACACACACACACACACACACACACACACACACAGGGAGAAGGAGAUACAAGUACAAAUACUCAGACCAGAGUUCCCCAACCUUUCCGACUUUGCGGAUUGGUGGGGAGGGGAGGGGAUGGUUCUGUGUGAGUGGCGGGUACACACUCACCCACUGCUCGGACAAGUGGGAAUGCGCUGCACUCUCCUGCCACUUCCGCAGCCCGGUUCCAAAUGUCUCAAGGCCCAGUAGUAGACUGUGGCCCAGGGGUUGGGGUCCUCUGUCUCAGAUGCAUGUACACACAAACACACUAUAUAUAUAGAUAAGGGAUGUCAAACUCAAGGCCUGGGGGCCGGACCUGGCCCACAUAGUGUUUAGGUCUGGCUCAUGGGGCUGCCCUGGAAACAGCUCUGUUUUUGCUGGCAGAGGGUUGCAGAAGGCCAUUGCAGCCAAAAAUGAAGCGUGGAGCCCGUUUUCACUGGUAAAGCAUUUGGGUCACCCCCAACACGAGUGAUGUCGAGCUGGCCACCCCCCUGGCCACGCCUCCCUCCCAAGGUUAAACACAACCCUGAUGCGGCCCUCAGUGAAAUAGAGUUUGACACCUCUGAUACAGAUAGUUAGGUAAAUAAAUAUAAAUAUAAAGCUACAUCAAGGGAAAUAAAGUUUUAGAGCCUAGAUAAGAGAGAUAUUCCUCUUAUUACAGUCAACCUUUGGCGGGUCCUGAAAUUUGAUCAAGGUUAUUCUCUCACAUAUCAGACUAUCGAUGUGAGGAAUUUUGUAAAAAUCGUUUUUGUCUUGUAAUCUUUUCACUGAAUCUUUGCAGCUUUUCUGUGUCUUUUGUGAUGGUCCUUCAAAUGAUGUAAGUCGGGAAUUUGACUGAAAAUAGUGAAUGAAAGAGUAGAAGACUGGUUCCAAUAAGGUCCUCCUAAUUUCCCCAAGAUAGUUAGGGUACCGGAUGACUCAUCUAGUUAGAAAUGGGUAAACCAUGGAUUACCCAGCUAAUUUUAUUCCAUGCAUAUUUUGUGUAAAAAUAACUGGCCAAAGGGUAACAGCUGUAUUUUGUGAGAGGGUUAUUCUGAAAUUUAACUUGGGGUUAUCCAGACUAUAUUUUUGCUUUUAUUUCAGGACUAUAAAAUGGCUGCCAAGCUUUAGAAAAUAUCCUAUAAAUGCAGCAAAAUGAUAGCUGUAUAUAAAAUGUGAUUGUGCAAUGAAAACGGAGAUCUAAAUAUGAAGCGCACACUGAAUCACUUAACUCUACUUGAGAUUUGGGCUCCAGAAGGGGAAUGUGGCAUGGAUUUAUUAAAUUAGAGAGCUCCACAUUUAACAGAACCAUUAUAAACCUGGAUAUGAAAUGAAUGGAGAAAGAGCAAUCUCAGAAUGCUACAUUUAUAUAGAAAGUGUUGGUGGGGGAAAAUAACUUAUUCUUUAGUUGCUACUAUUGUGUGUAGAGGAAAUAUUUCUUCACAGGCUUAAAACACUGAGUCUCCUGUGCUUCUUCAGAUAUGUCAAAACUAGUUUUCAGAAGUCCCAAUUUUAGCACAUCUGCAGCAGGGGUGGGUUCUACUUACCUUUACUACCGGUUCGCAAUGGGAUCGCGCGGGCGAGCACAGAUCGCUGAUGGCGACAUCCGGGUGGUGGGCGGGGCCUCCCACUGGUUUUACUACCAGUUCUUGCGAACCGGUCCAAACCGGGGGCAACCCACCACUGAUCUGCAGAAUGCCAAGUUGGAAAACCCCAUCUCAAAGGAUAUCUAGUUUAAAUUAAGUGAUUCUGAGUUACUCUCUUGAAAUGCUUUUUAAAUUGGGAAGCUAUCAAGGAAGAAUGACUGCCUUCUCCCUCCAUUAAUUAGUGGUUCAAAUAAUUUCUGAUAUUCAUUUCAAUUAAUAUCCAUUUGCAAAUUGUAAUCUUCAGCUUCACCUCCAUGGUGCUUUUCCUAGUCGUAUCUGCUACAGUGGAAUAUUAUAAUACUUGAUGUAUUUGUCUUAAAACUUUGAUUCCUUGCACCUCACACAUUGUUAGUAGACUUUCCUUCCCAAAAAUCUUGUGAAAACCUCACCAGUCCUCCUCCUUCCUCCUAGACAUUGCACCAGUGUUUCCCAACCUUGGCAGGCUAGGUAAUUCUGGAAGUUGGUCCAUACAUCUUAAAAUUGCCAUAGUUGAGAAACACUGCAUCACAUAGUAUGUGGCACAGCCUCCUGGCCCUUAAUUUCCCAACAUUUAACACCUUCCUCUAACAUGGCUUCCCAUCACCAACUCAUCAGCUGUAAAUAAAACCUUGAAAGAACAA